AUGGCAGAGAAUGGCACAGUGGUAACAGAAUUCGUUCUGCUGGGGUUCCGGCUGUCGGCCGAGCUGCAGACGGGUCUCUUCCUUGUGUUUCUGCUCCUCUAUCUCGUCACCCUGGGAGGCAACCUGGGCGUGAUGGCGCUGAUUCAGAGUGACCCUCGCCUCCGGACGCCCAUGUACUUCUUCCUCAGCCACCUCUCCUUCCUGGACGUUUGCUACUCCUCCGUUAUUGUCCCGCAGCUGCUGGAGGCCUUGCGGACCGAAAAGAGGACCAUCGGCCUCGAGCGCUGCGCCACCCAGUUCUUCUUCACCCUCUGUGCCAGCACUGAGUGCUUCCUUCUGGCCGUGAUGGCCUAUGACCGCUACGUGGCCGUGUGUUACCCUCUGCUCUACGCCUCGGCCAUGACGCCCCGGACGCGCCUGGGGCUGGUGGCCGGGGCGUACGGUGGCGCCGCCGUCAAUUCCGUGGUCCGCACCGGGUGCGCCUUCUCCAUUUCCUUCUGCAAGUCGAACCACGUGGAUUUCUUCUUCUGUGACCUCCCACCUCUGCUGAAGCUUGCCUGUGGUGAGACCAGGCCACGAGAACGGGUGAUCUACCUUUUAGCUUUCUUGGUCAUUGCGACCAGCGUGUCAGUGAUUCUCAUAUCCUACCUGUUCAUCAUUCGGGCCAUUCUGAGGAUCCGUUCAGCGGGUGGCAAAGCCAAGACCUUCUCCACCUGCGCUUCUCACAUAACUGCAGUGGCGCUUUUUUUUGGGACGCUCAUAUUCAUAUACCUGAAAGGUAACAUGGGAAAGUCUCUCGGGGAGGACAAGGUUGUGUCAGUAUUUUACACUGUGGUCAUCCCGAUGCUGAACCCAGUGAUCUACAGCCUGAGGAACAAGGAAGUGAAGGAGGCUCUGAAGAGAGCUCUCAGCAGGAUGAAGGUUUCCCCAGUAGAGUAA
This is a messenger RNA of Budorcas taxicolor (takin), 939 nucleotides long. Its product is annotated as olfactory receptor 9I1-like. Bases 1 to 939 code for a protein of 312 amino acids. Gene Ontology annotation, cellular component: membrane. The transcript has a single exon. The record is from RefSeq and is a predicted model, not a curated record. Gene Ontology annotation, molecular function: odorant binding; olfactory receptor activity; G protein-coupled receptor activity. NCBI's taxonomy places the organism in Eukaryota, Metazoa, Chordata, Mammalia, Artiodactyla, Bovidae. Gene Ontology annotation, biological process: G protein-coupled receptor signaling pathway; sensory perception of smell.